AGUCCAGCAAACAAAUCACCUUGGUCCUCACAGAUUACGAUGUCGAUGCUGGGGAUUUUGGUGGCUGUUGCUGUGUUUCUGAAGACGGCGUCUGCCGCCUCGCUGGGGGUGGUGAUCACUGAGGGGGGCAUGGUCCAGGGCGAAAACAUUCGCCUCGGCUUCCGUCGCCACAUGGACGUUUUCAAAGGAAUUCCUUUUGCAGACAUGCCCGGGCGGUUUGAGAAACCAAAGCGUCAUCCUGGCUGGGAUGGCGUUAUGAAAACCACUGAAUACAGGAAGAGAUGCCUUCAGGUGAACCUGCUCAUGUCGGACACCAGAGGCAGCGAGGACUGUCUUUACCUGAACAUCUGGGUUCCUCAUGGACGAACAGUGUCAACCAAUCUGCCCGUCAUGGUCUGGAUCUACGGAGGAGCCUUCUUGAUGGGAGGAUCCAUGGGUGCCAACUUCCUGGACAACUAUCUUUACAGUGGGCAGGAGAUUGCCGAGCGAGGAAAUGUUAUUGUGGUGACUCUUGGCUACAGAGUGGGAACUUUGGGCUUCUUGAGCACCGGAGACUCAGACCUUCCUGGUAACUAUGGUUUGUGGGAUCAGCAGGCCGCUAUCGCUUGGGUGCACAGAAACAUCCGUUCAUUCGGAGGAGACCCAGAAAAUAUUACCAUCUUUGGAGAGUCAGCAGGAGGCGCUAGUGUCAGCUUCCAGACUCUCACACCACACAACAAAGGACUUUUCAAGAGAGCAAUCUCCCAAAGCGGUGUUAGCCUCUGCCCCUGGGGUGUCAUCAGAAACCCCCGCCGAAUUGCUGAAGAGGUUGCCCUGAAGGUCAAGUGCCCCACAGAUGACCACAUGGCCGCCUGUCUGAAGAUGACCGACCCGGUGCUCCUCACUAUGGCAGGAAGUAUCAGUAUGGAAAGCUCACCUGACGACCCGAUUGUGAAUAACCUGAUACUCUCUGCUGUGAUUGACGGUGACUUCCUGCCUGAUGAGCCGUACAACUUGUUCCACAAUGCUGCUGAAGUGGACUACAUGGCUGGAGUCAAUGACAUGGACGGUCAUCUGUUCACCGGUGUAGAUAUCCCAUCGAUCAACUCACAUCUGGUCGAAACACCCAUUGAUGACAUCAAGAGGCUCCUGACUGCCUACAGUCAAAAAGGCUUGGCUGGCAUGGAGGCGGCUUUUCCGUUGUACAGUUCUACCUGGGCAUCAAAUCCUACCAAAGAGGACAUCAAGAAAACUGCAGUGGACAUCUCAACAGAUUAUAUCUUCUUGGUUCCCAUACAGGCUGCUCUGUAUCUCCAUGCAGCUAAUGCCACUGUUGGUCGCACAUACUCCUAUUUGUUCUCGGAGCCAAACCGAAUGGGGGGCCUGGCCAGGCCCUACCCCAGCUGGAUGGGAGCGGACCAUGCUGAUGACCUGCAGUAUGUGUUUGGAAAGCCUUUUACCACUCCCCUGGGUUACUGGCCCCGUCAUCGUGACCUCUCUGGCUACAUGAUCGCCUACUGGACCAACUUUGCCAGAACUGGAAACCCCAAUGAUGGCCCACUAAGUGUUCCUGCCACGUGGCCACAAUUCACCAGUACUGGACAUCAGUACCUGGAGAUCCAUUCGAACAUGGACAAGAACUACGCCAGGCAGAAGUUGAGAACACGAUACGUGCAUUUCUGGACCAGUGUGCUGCCUGAUCUUCCUGUGAAAAUCUCCGAAUAAAGAAAGCUGCUGAGUUCUUUUUCCCUCACAA
Messenger RNA from Synchiropus splendidus (mandarinfish), 1735 nucleotides. Its product is annotated as bile salt-activated lipase-like. Gene Ontology annotation, molecular function: neurexin family protein binding; triacylglycerol lipase activity; signaling receptor activity. The record is from RefSeq and is a predicted model, not a curated record. Gene Ontology annotation, biological process: modulation of chemical synaptic transmission; neuron cell-cell adhesion; postsynaptic membrane assembly. Gene Ontology annotation, cellular component: postsynaptic specialization membrane; cell surface; synapse. The transcript has 11 exons. Bases 40 to 1704 code for a protein of 554 amino acids. NCBI's taxonomy places the organism in Eukaryota, Metazoa, Chordata, Actinopteri, Syngnathiformes, Callionymidae.